UAGAAACACUUGAUUCAACAAUUCACGCAGUUCCACAGAUGAAUUUGUCAUGGAUUCAACAAAAGUAAACGAACAAGUUCCUGUUGAGAAUGAAAGCUAUCAACCGCAGCCGGAAGAAAUCCAAAAAUCGUUCUUUGAUUUCCAUCAAAAAGCUGAUGGCUGCCAACAGUCGCUGUCCUCAUCAUCCUCAACAUCUUUGGUCGCAGGUGAUUCAUCCUUGGAUUCUGCUAAGCAGAUGCCAAGUAAUGACGGUGGAACAUCAUUGAUGUUUGGUUCGCUGAAAACACAUGAAGAAGUUAAGAAAAUGUCUUCGCGUCAAUACGCAACCGUUAUAAUCCUUUGCUAUGUCAACCUAUUGAAGUACAUUGACAGGUUUACUGUUGCAGGUAUUUUACCGGAGGUCCAAUGCGCUUUCGGCAUCAGCGAUGCUCAAGGUGGCUUACUUUCAACUGCUUUCAUUGCGUCCUACAUGAUUUGUUCACCCAUAUUCGGCUACCUGGGUGACAGAUUCUCCCGCAGGAUCAUCAUGGGAGUCGGUAUCACUUUUUGGGGGUUAUCAAAUUUGGCUGGCUCGUUUUCCGAAACUUACGGCCUCCUCUUAACGUCGAGAAUUUUGGUAGGCAUCGGUGAAUCGAUGUUCUCCACCGUGUCACCGACUAUCAUUUCCGAUGUGUGCAAGGGCGAUAUCCGAUCUAAGUUCCUUAUCCUUUACUACAUCGCAGUUCCUGUUGGAAGUGGUCUAGGAUUUAUCGUUGGUGCAUCGAUGGCUAGUGCUUUUGGUUCGUGGCAAUGGGGUCUUCGAGUCACACCUCUUUUGGGCUUCGUCGCAGUUCUGCUCAUCGUUUUUGUUGUGCAAGAGCCACCCAGAGGAGAGGCCGAGGGAUCCAGGUUAUCGGCUACUUCAUAUUGGGACGACCUCAAAUACCUGGCGAAGAACAAAACCUACAUAUUUGCAACAGCUGGUGGGACUCUAACAUCAUUCGUCGCCGGAGCAAUGGCCUGGUGGGGACCAAAAUUCAUUGCGCUAGGACAAGCAACAACGAAAGGCGAAGAUGUUUCAUAUGCCAAAGUGUCUGCAAUCGUUGGCGCUGAGGCAGCGCUAGCUGGAAUAAUGGGGGUCGCCACAGGAUCGCUGCUCGGCCAAAAGCUAAGGAAACGUUAUCCAACGGCUGAUCCUCAAGUUUGUGCUUGGAGCAUGGUGAUAGCUGCCCCGUUGUUCUAUUGGGGUUGUUACGUUGCUGCCGGUCCUCCUAUACCAACAUACAUAAUCCUUUUCUUUGCCCAAUGGCUCCUCAACGUCAACUGGGCUCCAGUCGGUGACAUCCUUUUGUAUGUCGUUAUCCCAACAAGACGUGCCACAGCUGAAGGAUUCUUUAUCCUCAUUUCUCAUGCUUUGGGUGAUGCUGGAUCUCCGUACAUUACCGGCCUGGUAUCUGACAGCUUUAAAGCAUCACUUACAGCUGCUGAAGAGUCAAAGAUUAUGCCGUACGAUUUCUACGGCGGAGCGGUGAUGUUGGACGAAUCCUCCGCUAGCAAUAACUGCUCCGGUUCCUCGUUCAUCGAUCCCGAAACGGUUGACAUAGACUAUCUGUCCUUGCAGUAUGCAUUUUUUAUUGGGACUAUCAUCGCAGAACUUAGCGCAGUUUUCUUCUUUGCCAGCGCAUGGUAUAUCGUACAGGAUAAAGCCUUAGUCGACAAGGCAGUGACAGAACAUAACGAAAGGAAACGACUAGAAAUGAUUGAACAGCAAACGACAUCUACGACAGCUAAACCCGCAGGGCCUGAAUUUGUCGAUAGCAUUCCCAGAAGAUACUGAUAAGCGAGAUGUACU
Molecule: messenger RNA, 1831 nt
Organism: Daphnia carinata
Lineage: Eukaryota; Metazoa; Arthropoda; Branchiopoda; Diplostraca; Daphniidae
Product: protein spinster homolog 3-like
Exons: 12
Coding region: 50-1816 (588 amino acids)
Biological process (GO): transmembrane transport
Cellular component (GO): membrane
Molecular function (GO): transmembrane transporter activity
Source: RefSeq, a predicted model, not a curated record